Messenger RNA from Rotaria sp. Silwood2, 1290 nucleotides. The record is from the annotation of a GenBank genome assembly. NCBI's taxonomy places the organism in Eukaryota, Metazoa, Rotifera, Eurotatoria, Philodinida, Philodinidae.
AUGUUAUUAAUAGAGAAAAAUCAGAAUAAAAAUGAUCCAUUGUUUCGUAAUCUUCAAUUUAAUUUAUGUGAAUUACAAAAUGAAGAACGUGACAGAAAUAUUAAAAAACAAGACAAUCUUUUCAAUGGAAAAAAUAUCACUAAAAACAAUUUUUGUCAAGAUGAAAUCGAUAAAAUUCUCCAUCAAACAGAUUCAGUAGCAGUUAGUAUUCAAUUCAUUUUAUUAUUCUAUUCAUUUUAUUUUAAGUCAAAUGAAUAUAAUCAAUUAUUAACAAAUUCUGAUCGAUUAUGGAUUAUUACUCAUGUUCAAAAUCGACGACGAGAACGAAAAAGUUUACAAGAUUAUCUUCGGAAAAAUCAUGAAAUAUUUACAUUACAACAUACUCUUAAUAUUAAACAUGAUGAAAUUGAACGUUGGGAAAAUCAUUUACGUCAAGAAGAAAUUGCAUUAGCUAAAGCUGAAAAACAUAUUGUUGAAGAUUUAGCUUUAUUUGAUCAAUUUCUUGAUGCAUGUAAUCGAAGUGCUAAUGAUGCAGCUUUUCGAGUUGAUGAAGAAUCACGUAAAAAAGAUGAAUUAGUCAAUGAAAUAAAACGAUUACAAAAAACUCUUAUUAGUUAUCAUAAUGAUCAAAAUCAUUUAACAGAUAUUUUGAAACAAUCACGUCGAUAUCAACAAUUUCUUUUUAAAUUUGCUCCUAAAAAUUAUUCACUUUAUUUUACUAAACCUGAACAAUUACUUGAUAUAUUCACUGAAAUGGAGGAAAAAUCUUUACCACUUGUUGAAAAAAGUCAAUAUACAUCUGAAAUACUUGAUAAAGUACAUUCAACUAUAAAUAAUACUAUUACUGAACAAAAUCAUGAAGUUGAACAACUUCAGCUCAAAAUAGAUCAAUUAGAAGAAUUAAUUAAACAUGAAAUCGAACAUGAAAUUUCUUGUCAAAAUACUCUCAUACAAUAUAAAAAUGAAAAAAAUGAUCCAUUUAUUGAACAAAUAAAAAAAACUAUUGAAAUCUUAUAUAAAAGACAUGUUAUUUCUGAUGAUAUUGGUAUAUCAACAGUUUAUAUGUUACAAACAAUUGAAAAUAAAAUCAAAUCUUUAUUAAAUAUAAUUGAACAUAUGGAUUCAUCUGCUGUCAUGGAAGCUGAAAAAUUUCGUGAAAUUGCUAUUCGUACGAUGGAACGUCAAGAAAAACUUCGACAAGAAAAAAUAAUGAAUGAUUUAAAACAUCAAAAAGCGUUACUUCGAACAUCAGCACCACCUUUUCCAAAAGUAUUGUAUAUAUGUAUAUAA